AUGGGGAAUCUGUCUACCACCAGGACAUCACUGGUGCUGCUUUGGGGUCUGUACUACUGUGUGCCAGGUGGCUGGGUGGAGACCGACCCUACAUGGGUGACACCGGACGAAUGGGUGGACGGCGACGGCGUCCGACGGGUUGCUGGCUACGUCCUGGACUCCAACGUCAAGACGACGUGGAGACGCGGAGAUGAUGAGAGAAACUGGCAGCUGACGUUUAACCUGCAGACGUCUAUGACGCUCUCUCGGAUCCGCAUGUCGUACGGUGGUCGAGGCGACAGGGGCGAGAGUACAGGAGACCUGGGCGGCGAUAACGUGGACGUUGGUGCUGGUGACAUGGGCGUCAAAGUCUUGCGUUUGGAGAGACAAGAGUGGGAAGAAGUGACACACAAAAUAGGUCGAUUUAGAGAUAACUAUAAGAUACAGCUGUUCGAAAUUGACCUGACCGGGCUCCUCGCCACGGCACAGUCUUGGCGCCUGCAGUUCCCGCGUGGGGAUAGGAGAGAAAUCAGCGAAGUUAAGUUUUUCCAGGCUUGCUCCGGAUUUGAGAGGACGGUCUGCACAGACGGAGACUGUGACGUGCACGAGGUUAUCUGUGACGGGAUAGUGGACUGUGACGAUGGGAGCGAUGAAAACAACUGCGAUAAAGAGAUCUGUUCCAAUGGAGCCACCUUCAACAAGACACAAGUGUGUGACGGCAGUGAUGACUGUGGGGACGGGACAGACGAACAGAACUGUUGUGAGCGGCGAGGCUUGAUGACCUGCAGCGAUGGACAGUGUGCAGAGAUGCAGAAAUAUUGUGCUCAAACCCACAUUCCUUGUUUCAAGAUCGGAACGCAAGAUGCACAAUAUUCCACAUGUGACGAUGAAGAAGACUGUAGCGAUGGCAGCGACGAGUCCAACUGUCCUGCGUCUACCUGUGAGAAUGGAGCCUUGUUCCACCCGGCUACUCGAUGUGACGGCAAAGAUGAUUGUGGAGAUAAUAGUGACGAGCAGCACUGUGUCUGUUACUAUCUACGGGACAGAGGGACAAGCUACAGGGGCCGUGCAAACCGGUACAACUUCUGCCAGUUCUGGGCAUCUCAGUACCCCCACACCCAUAACCACACUCCCCAGGCCUACCAACGGGCAGGGCUGGAGCGGAACUACUGCCGGAACCCGGACGGGAAGGACAGGCCGUGGUGCUACACUAACAACCCGCUCAUCAGGUGGAUGUACUGCGAUGAUGUCUUCGCCUGUGACGCCCCACCGACGCGCUGCUUCUACGCAAUGGAUAAGGGAAGGAGCUACGCAGGUCCAGUCAAUAGCCAUCCCCACACACCACAGGCUCAUCCUGAUGCAGGUCUGGAGGAGAACUUCUGCCGUAACCCUGACAACAAGGAGCGGCCCUGGUGCUACACCACGAACCCGACACGGAGUGAAAGCAGUGUAGCUCAAACGCCAUCUGACCAUCACCAUCUGACAUGGAAGUGUGUGCCUGGAUUUUCUGACCCCAAAUAUCCUGAUAUCCAGAACCCGUCCUAUUGGAUGGUUGCUGACUGCCCUGACCAAUGGACGGAUGCCGUCACAAGGGAUCAGUGUUUAAAACAAGUGGACUCCUUCAACCCCAGUGACCUGGUCUUCCGGAUUCCUGUGGUAGAGACUUCAACACGUGCUCAAGCUGGAUCAAAUCCAGUCCCCUAUAGAAACAUGUUCUGCGCAAUCUGUAACAAUGUGUCUUUAACAGACGUAACUGUUUGGGAGUACCAAGUUGAGUGUACAGGUCUGCUUAAUCUGUCUUCACAUGUCCUUAAAGGUUCACAGGAGUACAACAGUAUCAUUGAUAGUGGCGAAUAUUGCUUCGGAACGAACAUGGUAACAUUUACCGCUCCAAGCGAGUCGAUUGUGAGACAAUGCGUCAAGACUGACCUAUCUAAUGAGAAUUGUGAUGCCGCUGCUUGUAUGUCCUAUUUUGAUCCAAUAGGCGUUGGACGUAAGCUUUACAGAAAUGUACAUUGCGCUCUUUGCGAAGGACUUUCCCUCACAGCAACCACAAAUCUAUGGUGUCCUUCUGCUUUGGAUAGAGAUCUCCGUUCUUGCUUUACUGACAACAGCUGUCCUUUCAAAUUCUCACUUACUCAUCUGUUCAACUUUAGAGCCGAUGGGAGUGAUGAAAACAGUCCAGAUCGGUGCCCCUCCGACACUGUAUACGAUCCUUUUUCAGGAACAUGCCGACUUUUCUCGUCCGUCCUCAAAAGUCAUGGCUCAAACAAAACUGUCUCCUUACAAAACUGCAGCGAACCUGCUUUGACGUUCACAGCUGAAGAGUUCCGUGUCCUUCCCAACGGUAGUGUCCACCUGUUGAGUUCUAACGUGUCCUGUCCGGCUGAGCAGGUGGCCAUUCAGAACACAACAGCAUCGAUCUGCGGGGAGUGCAUCUCUCCAUACUUCUCGAACCACACGCAAACAACCAACCACCGGGACCCACACCAGGGCUGGUUAACCCUGGGUCUUGUGAUAGUGUCUGCCUUAGCCGUGUUUGCUUUUGUGGUCCACACCUUUACGUCUGGCCAGGUGAAAAAAUUCCCAGAAAAGCUGAAGGUUCAGAUGAUGAUAUGCAUGGCACUUGCUGAAUCCCUGUUUGUGGUACGUGUGUUUAUUCCUCUCGGAGAGGCCUGUGUAGCGUAUGCAAUAAUUCUGCACUUCUUCCUACUGUCGGCCUUUACAUCCAUGAACGCACUUGCCAUUGAUCUCUUCCUUACAUUUCGUGAUGGCGUCGAGAGGCCGGUACUCAAGAAUUACAUGUUGUACACCUGGAUGAUACCGGCGCUUGUAGUCAUUGCCACCGUGAUUGUGGAGUACAGCAGUUCCGUCAGGGUUGGGUAUGGAGAGAACUGUUGGAUCGGCAAUCCGACUGCCAAUUUAGUGGCUUUCGGAGUUCCAGUCCUCUGUGCCCUUCUGGUAAAUGCUGUCUUGAUAACUUUCGUCUUGUUGGCUAUACGGAAGUCUUUUAAGAUAGCCGACGCUGCACUGUCUCGCUCAAACAGCAUCAAGGCCUGGGUCUACGUGCGUGUUUCCUUUCUGAUGGGGCUCACCUGGCUUCUCGGCUUCAUCUAUCCGUAUGUCAACAGCAGCGUUGUCGACUACAUCUUUAUUGUGCUGAACGCUUCUCAGGGCCUCCUGCUGGCCCUGAUUCUGACAUUAACAUCGGAGGUGAUGCAGAAAUGGAAAGCUGCAAUCAGGAAACGCUUUGGUUUAGCUGAACCCAAGCAGAAUAAUGGAGCAACCGCGACUACCAACAGCCGGCGAACCAUCAGAGGGAAAACUGAGGUAACAUCAGGUGGGACCGACUGUGCUACAGACAUACCCAUGACAACUUUCGCUGAUGUCACUGAUGUCGAGAAGAACAGAGCACCCCUUCAGCUAGGUAAAGGUCCUAGAGACAGGAAACGAACUGCCACUGCCAGCAGCCGGCGAACCAUCAGAAGGAAAACUGAGGUAACAUCGGGUGUUAUGGACUCUGCUGUAGACAUACCCAUGACAACUUUUGCUGUUGAUGAAGAGAACAGGGCACCCCUUCAGCUAGGUAAGGCUGCCCGGGACAGGGAAGGAACCACCACUGCCAGCAAUCGGCGAGUCAUCGGAGGGAAAACUGAGGUAACAUCGGGUGGGUCCGAAACUGCUACAGACAUGCCCAUGACAACUUUCGCAGAUGUCGAGGAGGACAGGGCACCCCUUCAACUAGGUAAUGCUCCUCAUGGUAGAGAUCAAACAGCCGCUGCCAGCAACCAGCAAACCAUCGGAGGAAAAACUGAGGUAACAUCAGAUGGAACCGAAACUGCUGCAGACAUGCCCAUGACAACUUUCGCUGAUGUCGAGGAGGACAGGGCACGUCUUCAAUUAGGUAAGGCUCCUCAUGACAGAGAUCAAACGGCCGCUGCCAGCAACCAGCAAACCAUCGGAGGAAAAACUGAGGUAACAUCGCGUGGGUCUGAAACUGCUACAGACAUGCCCAUGACAGCUUUCUCUGAUGUUGAAGAGAGGGCACGCCUUCAACUGGAUGAAGCUCCUUGUGGCAAUGGACGAACCGCCACUGCCAGCAACCAGCAGACCAUCUUAACGGCAGUUGGAGCCGACUCUGCUGCAGAAGUACCAAUGACUACUUUGGCGGCCGUGGGCGUGGAGGAGAACAGGGCAUGCCCUCAUCUUGAAGAAGGUCAUCAGGACAGGACACCGCCAGCAACUUGCAAACCUCCGUAG
This is a messenger RNA of Branchiostoma floridae (Florida lancelet), 4239 nucleotides long. RefSeq lists its product as uncharacterized. The record is from RefSeq and is a predicted model, not a curated record. Bases 1 to 4239 code for a protein of 1412 amino acids. Gene Ontology annotation, molecular function: protein binding; G protein-coupled receptor activity. Gene Ontology annotation, cellular component: membrane. Lineage: Eukaryota; Metazoa; Chordata; Leptocardii; Amphioxiformes; Branchiostomatidae. The transcript is spliced from 11 exons. Gene Ontology annotation, biological process: cell surface receptor signaling pathway; G protein-coupled receptor signaling pathway.